AUGUACACCAAUUACGGUUCAGUUUUCGGGAUAAACGUUGACAAGAGUCAGAUUCCAUCGCCGCCCUCGGCGUCGUCCAUGCUGCCGGUGAUGACCAGCGUUACGCCAACAACCGGCUCGGUCGCAGCUUCGCUGUUUCCUCCAUAUCCGUCGUCAGCGAUCGCACGUGCCGAGUUGAUCCGGGCCGGGGGUCUGUCACUGUUUCCGUUGUUUCCCCGACCCCAGUUUUUCAGCCCGACCAACAGCUUCUCGCUGGCCAACGUUUGGGCGCUGGAUGAACUGAACAAAGACUUGUCGAACCACCUGCAGAAGAGCCUGUACAGCCGUGCGAUCAGCGACGUUCCGGAAGCGGAUGCUCCAAGCAAGCUCGUAGACGAAGGUCUCCCUUCAACCGUUCAACGGCUCAACAACGUCUCGUUGGCAGGUGCUUUCUCUACAGUACGUUCAGCGACGGCAAAGAGCUGGUCGUUGAAAUACAGCGCCAGCGCCAGCGCCAGCGCCAAGCCAACGCCAAGCCAAACCGGGGCGGCUGCCGUGACGCUGACCUGUCUUCCUUGA
Molecule: messenger RNA, 558 nt
Organism: Soboliphyme baturini
Lineage: Eukaryota; Metazoa; Nematoda; Enoplea; Dioctophymatida; Soboliphymatidae
Source: the annotation of a GenBank genome assembly